Tremella mesenterica DSM 1558 is the source of this 408-nucleotide messenger RNA. RefSeq lists its product as uncharacterized. The coding region runs from base 1 to 408 and encodes 135 amino acids. The record is from RefSeq and is a predicted model, not a curated record. The transcript has 3 exons. Lineage: Eukaryota; Fungi; Basidiomycota; Tremellomycetes; Tremellales; Tremellaceae.
AUGCUACCUAAACGACAUAUCGAAGUUGUUUAUAUCCAAGAUUCUGAUUCUGAAUCAGAUGCUAAACCUUCUCCAUCCAUAUACGAACCUGAUGAACCGGAAUACGAACCUGAACCUGAACGUAAACCGAAAGCGGAACACGGACAAGAGAAAAAACCAAAAUUGAAAUCUGAACCUGAUCAAGUGGGAGGGUCAACACCAAAGAAAAGAAGAUAUUUGAAACCGAAAAUUCCUUGGUCGCCGGAAGAAGAUGCAAUCCUCAGUGAAUUACUCGAAGAAGUUAUAAAAACGUACAUUUGGCCAAAAGUUAGAGAAGAUGGGAGAUUGACACAUCGUUCAAGUUACGGAUGUCAAUAUCAUGCCAAGAUGCUAUUGAAGCAGGGAACGGGGAAGAUGAAUACUAGGUGA